GAUGCCCUCCCAUUCCAGCCAGUUGCAACUCGCGCUCGGGCGAGAAAGGAGGCCAGGCCCGAGCGCCGUCCGUUUCGAUCGCGCGAGUGACUUUGUCCGGCUCGGCCCGGCCCGGCCAGCACCGACCAGGGCCCGCCGCGGGUCCCCGCGAGUGCGUGUGAUUGGAUUACCCUCUGCUGUUCCACGACUCAGCCUCGCCGACAUUGGAUUAUUCGCUCUUGGAUACUGAUUGUGAAACGCGUGUGUGGUGGUGAUAGUGUCAAUUGCGCUCCGUGUGUCUGUGUGUGUGUGUGAAAGAGUUUGAGUGACAACACCAGGGAACAGGGUUUGCGCAGCCCUAUCAGUGAAACUAGUGGUUGUCUUUGAACGGGCGGCUCGCCACAUGAGCAGCCCCCGGCAGUGGCCGGCAGCCCACAACCCCCCCGGCGGCGAGCUCUGCCCGCUCCGCCCCGCGGUCAGCCUGGUCAGCCCCUCCGGCACGCCCUAGGCGCUGGGGGGCUCGGCUCGGGGCGGCCAUGCGGAGGCCGAGCGGUCGGCGCGCCCAGCAGCAGCAGCAGCGGGGGGCACCCGCCCCCGCCGCCCCCGCACCGCCGCCAUGACGUACGAGGCCCUUGUCCUGCUGCUAUGUGUCACCUGCCUCGCGGCCUACCCCACAGAUGCCCCCACCGCAGUCGGCGAGUCACAGGCCCCGGUGCCCGGCGGGGACCCGGAGUCGGUCCGGGGCCUCCCCGCGCCCAGCUCCACUCCGGGCCCGGGCCUGGGCUCCGGCCUGGGCCCGGGUCGACCCACGCCUAGGAUCGACAGCCGCGCCGACAACCGCGCCCGGAGGGUGCGGAAGCUCAGGAAGACGACGACGCCGGGCGACGUGCUGGAGGGCGCCGAGUCCGGGGCCGUGGUCUUGGGGAGGUCAACCCCCAACGGAGACGCUGCCGCCGGCUCCUCGACCCCACCCACCUCGACGAACUUGACCACGACAAGGACCGAUUCUACUCAGACCAACAGCACUACGAAUACAACCACAACGUCUACCAGCGCGCCCACCGCUCCUACUGAGUUGACAACAGCCUCGCCCAAUCCAACCACACUCCGGGCUAGGGUGUCAUCGACCAUUGCCACCCCAGAGCCGACGACACCGGCCUCCUCCAGCUCGGACAGCUCUACUAGUACCACGCCAGCUACAACGGCGGUUACCUCGGCGACAACUGCGUCCACCGUACCUUACCGAGGGCGUGGCAAAUUCCGUUUGACGACGACAUCUACGGAGGUGCCAGAUGUCCCUGAAGUAGAGCACGACGCGUCGGGCGCCGUCGUCAUGACCGACUCUUUGUACAACCACUUCCGGCCGCUUCAGCGAGAGGUUCCCGAUGGCGACCACCUAACGCCAUUUCUCGAGUUCGGCCGCAAGAUCGCUUCGGACCCUACGCGUUCUCCCGUGGCUUCGGGGUCUCCAGGCACCAACCUCAUCGUCGAGUCAACGACCUGGGGUCGUUCUGUGCUGCGAAGGGUGACAGCGCCGGCCUCGAGCGCCGCACCCGCGGAAAAGAAGAGCGAGGAGGAGAACAACGAUGAGAUGGAUGUGGGGUUCGAUAGGCAGGUCGUGGAGAAGAACAAAGUGGCAACUCGACGCAGGGACUCGCCGAGGACAAUGGAGAACCUCGUGAUCCUCGGCGGAGGCUCCACGCCCACCACGGUGAAGAAGGCGGCGCGUCGGAAGUUUGUGGUGACGAGAAAGGUGCUCUUAGGGAACGGGACGGACCCCGGCUCGACAGUGGUGAACGUGACCCUUCUGGAGCCCGUCGAGACGGCCGCGUGGGCGGUCUCUCCGCUGGUGCCAGUCACUACCCCGGGCCCGCGGCGCUCGCUCGAGAUCAGUUCCUCGAAGGAGGCCAUGUUGCACAAAGUUCUGACGGUGAAUCGGACGCAGCCCCGAGUGCUUCCUCGAACGCCACAGCUGGACGUGCAUCGGAUCGUGCAAGAACUGCACGGGGCGGACGAGGAGCCCGCGCAGCAGAGCAGCACGCGGCAGGACACCGUGCAAGCCGCCGUGCCGGAGCACGUGCACGACAAGUCGCUGGCAGAGGAGCUCGAGGCCGAGCCCGUCGUGGCUCAGGCAGAGCCCUCCGUCCGGGCCAACGACACCUACGUGGUGCGCCGCUUCGAAGACCCCUCCGUCGUGCCGUCUCCUAGCGGGUUCAUCAAACCGCCAAAGUCACAGAUCCCAUACUCUUUCAUCGUGGGCGCGCGCUCGACCAACAUGGACGACGUGGACGUGAUGGAGCCCCUGGUGGGCCCUCGCCUCGCCCACCUCGCCUACCAGACGCCCGAGCAGGGGCCCACAGGGGGCGGCGUGGUGCGUGAGGACGGCGAGGGGCUGUCCCAGCCUGUAGUCCCGCGGGCCCCGGAAGUUGUGGAGGCUGUCGUCACUUCCGUGUCCGUCAAACAGCCGUCUGGGACGGUGGUGACCCCAGAGCCGGUGGUGGCCGAAGAGCAGGUCUCUCUCGCGUCGCCAGUCUCCACCGAGAACCUGCAGGACGUUAUCAAGAUCUUUUUCAACAACACUGCUCCGCCGACACCACCCCCACCAAUGACUGAGGGGCCACCGCCUGCCCCUGGUCUGCCGCUUUCGUUUGAGGUCGUGCGGAACACGAGCGAGGUGAGCGUGGUGCUACCCUCGUCGCCCAGCCCCGCGCCCCCCAGCUCAUCCAGCACGUCGCAGCCUACCAGCACCCUCACUCCCACCCCUAACCCCGCAACCGCCACCUCCACCUCCUCGACAGUCCCGCCAUCGCCUCGUCCACUGCGAUACAGAUCUACGACUACCUCAACAACCAUCGCACCCGUUCGGUUCCGCUCUACCACCAGCCCGACGACAACUGCGCCUGCUGUGUCGCCUACAACGUCGCCCUUCACGACCCCAAGCACAACCACGACGACCUCCAUGCCGCCGCCACCACCACCUACUUCACCCGAGCCGGAGGUGCGGACUCCAUUCCUUAUCAAGGUCCUCGCGCCCGAGAGCCCCCCGGAAGCCAAGCCCCGCGCCAUCUGGAGGGACACGACCACAACGUCCACCACUCUAGCGCCCACCGACCCUUCUCCGGCCCAAACAAGCAGCACGACGCCUUCCACCACAACUUCAUCUACCACCACAACCACCCCCAAGCCGCCGCCGCCGACAACAACCACUACUACGACCACAACUACUCAGAGGCCAUCCACAAGCAGUAGUACUACAACUACGACCUCUACAACCACCACAACCUCUACAACUACUACAACAACCUCAACGACUACCACUCCUCCCCCGCCGCCUUCCACGUCUGAAGCAGCAGAGGUUGAAGAGGAGGUAGUGGUUCCGGUUGCGGCGCCCACAGUAGAGGCAGCUGCUCCAUCCCCGACGCUGGCAGCCGAGGCGGCAGCUCCUUCCCCGUCGGCGCCGCGCUCGAACCCACCGGUGCCUAUCUCUGCCGAGAGCAUCCGGCAGCGGUCGUACAAGCAGCGGCCUAUACCCGUGCCCAAAGAGGUGUUCAAGACCAUGACCACGGUGGGCCCCUCAGCGUCUCCGUCGGCCGACGCCGAUGACGAGACCACAGUCCUGCCCUCUACCAGCUCGCCGAGUACCUCGACGACGACCCCCACUCCCACACCCCGGACCGUGUUCCAGCAGCCACGGCCCAACAUCACCCCCGUGCGCAAGGAGCAGCUGGGCCGCGGUGGCGGAGGCCGCGGUCGCGAGCGCGACGGGCCGCAGGGCUCUCAGGACCCGGACCUUCUCGGAGCCAAGGGCCGCGGCCGCGCCGUGUCCAAGCAAGACUUCGCGCUGAUGGAGGGCCAGGACCGCCAGGACGCCAAGAGGGUGCCCACCGAGCGGGAGCUUGGUGUCGUGCCCCCGGGCGUGGGCGUCCUGACCUACGUCCUGCUCGCCCUUGGCGUCGUGCCGCUCGCCCUGGCCGGCGUGUGCACCGCCCGGUACUUCAUCAACCGCAGGAAGAAGGUGCUCGACGAGUCCGACUCCUCCUCCGAGCUGAGCUGCCACCGGCGCACGCGGAUCGCCCGGCCCGAUGUGUCGCCGACGGCCAAGCUGCCCCGGCCGCUGCCGCACUUGCCGCUGCCCCACCUGCCGACGCCGCCCACGCCGCCCAAGGCCUGGGAGGACGGCGACCUGGAGCGGGAGCAGCGGGAGCAGCGCGAACAGCGGGACCGCGACCGGGAGCGGGAGCGCGAGUGGGACCGAGACCGGGUGCUCCAGAUGCCCGCGCCCACGCGCUGGGAGUUCCCCCGCGACAAGCUGCGCCUGCAGACCCUGCUGGGGCAGGGCAACUUCGGACAGGUGUGGAAGGCCGAGGCGGACGACAUCAGCGGGCACCGCGGGCUCACGCGGCUCGUGGCCGUCAAGACGGUGAAGGAGGGCGCCACGGUGCGCGAGAGGGAGGACCUGCUGCGCGAGCUGGGCAUCAUGCAGCAGCUGGGCGCGCACCCCAACGUCGUGACGCUGCUGGGGUGCUGCACGGAGAAGGAGCCGUUCCUGCUCGUCAUGGAGUACGUGAUGUACGGCAAGCUGCUCGCCUUCCUGCGGGACCACCGCACGCGCCAGGACUACUACAACUUCUCGGAGGACUCGGACGCGCUCACCUCCCGGGACCUGACGGUGUUCGCCUUCUGUGUCGCGCGCGGUAUGGAGUACCUCGCCUCGAAAGGGGUCAUUCAUCGGGACUUGGCGGCGCGGAACGUCCUGGUGGAUCACAACAAGCUCUGCAAGAUCGCCGACUUCGGCAUGUCUAGGAGCGUGAGAGACUCCGGCUGCGGCCAAGUCUACGAGCAGCGGGAGACCAAGGGAGCCUUACCGAUUCGGUGGAUGGCCCCCGAGUCUCUCAUCUACAGCGUCUUUACCCACAAGAGCGACGUGUGGAGCUUCGGCAUCCUCAUGUGGGAGAUCGUGACUCUUGGUUCAACGCCGUACCCGACCAUGGGCGCGCGCGAGGUGCUGCGGCGUGUUCGCGACGGCUACCGCCUGGAGCGGCCAGCGCACUGCCGCCCGGAGCUCUUCCGGAUCGUGCUGCGCUGCUGGCACGCCGACUCAGCGAAGAGGCCCGACUUUGCCGAACUUCGCCGUGCCCUGGCCGACUUGCUGGAGGACGGCGUGCGGGCGGGCUCGUACGUCGACCUGGAGGGCUUCGCCAUGGACUCCAACAAGACCGGCGGCAGUGGGGGUGGCGCGGCUGGUGGAGGGGGGGUGGGGGUGGCUCUAGCCCCCCUGUGCUACUCAACCCGCUAGGGAACGCGCUCAGGGACGAGGCCAACGUAUGACGAGACGAGAGGCUUGAGUCAUCCAUGGGGUAGAGUAUAUCUACCAUAUUCAAUAAGGUCAAAGGCACAAAAAUUAUGUUAUAUUUAGGGGAUUGACGUGAUUUUGUUAUAACUCAAACAGUUUUUCUAAUUGAUUUGUAGUGAAAAUUAAAUAUUGAAACCAUGACAAUGAUGUCAUUAUUUAAGAUUAUUCUAAUCGUGACUUUGGCCGUAUUGGACUGUAUGUAUUUUAAUGGAUGAGUGUACAGGUGUGAAGAAUGAAUGGAACAACCCAAGACCAAAGAAAACUUCUUAAAUUUGUGUAGGAUGUGCGCUUUGUUCACCAUCACCAUCAAAGUAAUAUGCAGACUAAAAGUCGGCUUGUAAUUUGUAUGUAUAUAUGUGUAGUAAAUACAACAUGAUUUGUGUCAUUAUGUAAUAUAAACAUGUCUCCUAAGUAUGUGCUAUUGUUGAUGUUCAUAAAUUGUGUACACUUAUAUAUUUUGAUAUUGAACAUGGUUGUUACUUUUGUACAGAGAUUUGAUUUGUGAAUAAUUUGUUUUGUAAAUAUGAAUGUUAUGUUACAAAUAAUUUUGCAUGCCAAAAGUGAGGUGAAUUUAUUGAGACUGAACUGAUUUGACUCGACUAUUUAUAGCACUGUUGCGUCAUGGAUUCAUAAAAAAAUUAUUUUACUCAGCCAUGAAUCUAAUCAACCAUUUCAUAAACCUUUCUGUUUAUGUGCUACUGAGAAACUGUUGGCUUUCUGUAAUUUCUAUUUGUAUAGUGAUGCACUGAUAUUUGAAGAGAUGAAUUCCAAUUGGUUAAAAAAUGUCAGUUUUGAUUGUUAAAUAAUAUUGAAAAUGUUAUAGAAAGUGAUUCCAAAUGCAGUUUAAAGUUGCGUGGCGAUAAUUCUGAAGAAAAUGUGUCUGAUGCAGUAAGGGUGUUUGUAUUAUUUUGAUACAAAUAAAUUUCUAAACACUCAUGUUGA
Frankliniella occidentalis (western flower thrips) is the source of this 6274-nucleotide messenger RNA. Its product is annotated as mucin-2-like. Gene Ontology annotation, biological process: cell surface receptor protein tyrosine kinase signaling pathway; positive regulation of kinase activity; protein phosphorylation. The transcript has 9 exons. Gene Ontology annotation, molecular function: ATP binding; transmembrane receptor protein tyrosine kinase activity. Lineage: Eukaryota; Metazoa; Arthropoda; Insecta; Thysanoptera; Thripidae. The coding region runs from base 596 to 5275 and encodes 1559 amino acids. The record is from RefSeq and is a predicted model, not a curated record. Gene Ontology annotation, cellular component: signaling receptor complex.